AAGCGGUGUCCGUGGCAACAGCACAGGAAGUGGCGCGCAACUGUUGAAAAACUGUCACACAACGACCGAGGGAGAUUGUGUACUGUUUAACUUCGUCAACCUCAAAGCCAAAGUGGAAGAAUUUUAAACAGCCUGAAACGCUGUUCUUAUAACAAACCGUGGCUUCAUAGCGUAAAAUAUGUCGUUUGUGAGACAACACAACAAAGGAAAAAGGCCUGUUCGGCCCAAAAAGGCAGCAGCUCCCAAAAGAGAGUGGGUGAGCACUGUGAAUGACCUGUCUGUGCACAAGCUGACACCUGUGGAGCUGAGUCAUCGCCAUGAGAUUCACAAGUCCCACAACAAGGGUGCAGCAGAGUGGGAGCUCAGAGAGAAAGCUCUGAAACACCAUCUCAAACAUACUGCGGGUCCUGUACCUCUGGACCAGGCUAGCCUCAGCACCAUCAGGGAGGUUUUCUCUGACCAGCUGCUGCUGCAGGAUGUGCUGGCCCGCUCUGACAGAGCAAUGGCCUUGGUCAAGGACCUGUUUGGAGAUGCUCCACGCAGGCAAACUGGACAUCCCAGUGUGACCAUGGCUCCAAACUGUGACUCUGACUCAGAACUGCCUGUUCUCCAGAGACAAGAUCCUCCCACUCAGCUGUCACUGCUCAGCCAGUCUAUGAUGGAUCAGCAGGCUCUUAAUGAACUUGAAGCUUCAGAGGAAGACCAAAGUGACGAAGACGCCUAUCCUUCUGGCAGUCCAGAGUAUCACAUCAUCCGAAGGGCCAUUGUACAAAAAAUGAAGGCACAGUCCCGGGGUAGAGUUAUAAGGCAGCGGAAAGUCCAUCAUCCCAUCUCUGUCCAGGGAAACGGAGAUAGUGUUCCUUUAACCCCCUGCACAUCAGGCAGAGCACCAGAACAAACAGCUCUAAAUGCCACAGUGGCUGUUCAGCGUGUUCGGACCAGACAGAGCCAGUUAGAGGAGGCAAAGGAGGAACCAUCUGUCCUGGUUACUCAGGUCCUGAAUCCUGACAUGCCUCUCAACCAGUCAGGAAGGAUCAGUAGUCGAAACAGCAGGACACGGAAGGGUACUUCUCAGAGAUCAGAGAUGGAUGGCCCCUCUGUUGCCUCUCUCAGUGGGGACCAGUCUAGUCUAGGCCUGCUGCAGGCCAUGUUAGGUCAGGUGGAGGAAGACUUAGAUAUUCUGUGUCCUGACACAGUAUCAGGGUCAGCACAGAGUCCGAAACAGCCCAGAACACAAGGCCUCACUGGAUUCUCUGUCGCACUGGUUUCCACACUCGGACGUUUAGUGCGCCUCCUCAAACAGACUGAUGAGGGAGUUCAGAAAGAGGCUCAGGAAAGGAGGAGACUAGAGGAGGAGCUGAGAGAGCAGCGGGGGCUGAUUGAUGCUCUCACUGCAGAGACCAUGACUCUGAGAGAAGAGGCUGCCGCUCUGCAGGCAGGGCUGCAGCAGCGGACCACAGAGCUGGAGCAGAAGUUGGACAAAGUGGUGUUGGUGAUUGGGGGACUGGGACUACAGGAGGCACACACUGGCCCACCCCUAGUCUCUGAUGUCAAAGCUGCAGUUUGUCAGUCUACACCUGCUCCUGAGCGAGUUCCUGAGCGAAUACAAGCCUCUGUUUCUCCUGCCGUCCUGCUCUCCCCGCCUCAACAGAGAGACAACUGGCAACAUAUUCCUGUGACUCAUCCUGUAUCAUUGCACCAGCACCUUCCUCCUGUAAAUAACCUCCGGUCUUGUGAAAACCUCCAGGCCCAGAGCUCAGCCUCUAGCCUCACCAGCUUCCCUCUCACCAGCCUUCCCUCCACCUCCUCAUUAUCAAUGACAUCUGACCCUCUCAGCUCACAGCUCCCACCAGAGGCCAUGCUGGCUGAGAUCGCUCAGCUGAGCAGACAGAACGACCUGAUCAGGUCCCAGCUUAGCCAGUCUAAGAGCCUCGGGUCAGGGAUCGGAGGAUCGCCUAACAGUAGCAGCGAGCAGAGAAGAUUGAGCUCUAGCAGUGAUGGAAGAAUUACAGCUCAGAGUGUUGGAGAGAGGAGGAUAUCAGGGUCCAGCUGCACAGGGAGACAGAGCGAGAACAUCCAAGUCACUGAUGGACACAAAGCAACAUCUCCUAACGCCCUCAGUGUAAGCAGUGUGCAACAGCGCCUCCUAGAGCUAAACAGGCAGAGUGCAGCAGCCAGGUGUCGACUCUUGGAGCUUAUUGAGCAACAGAAACAGAGUGUUUCAUCGAAAGUUUCUCCCUCUGUUUCCCCCAUCCCUACUUCUCCCUUGAGCGCACAUAUAGCAGUUGGAGGAGGAAGUCCAGGGGUGUCCAUGCUGCCACCUGCACAGGAGCUUCUGUCACAGGCUGGUGGUGCUGACAGACGAUCUGCUGGUUCUGAAGUGUCUUCUCACACUUUUGGAGGAGAAAUCAGGGAUGGCAAAUCACAGCAGAUGGAGAAGCAGAGAGGACGAGAAGGGAGGUUUGCCUUGUCUGCUCACGUGAGAUGACAAGAAGAACAUUUUAUUUUAUUAAAACCUGUUUUUUAGUAUUUUAUCUAUGCGUUUAAUGACUGAAUUAAAU
This is a messenger RNA of Xiphias gladius (swordfish), 2561 nucleotides long. RefSeq names its product spindle and centriole associated protein 1 (gene spice1). The transcript is spliced from 18 exons. The record is from RefSeq and is a predicted model, not a curated record. Gene Ontology annotation, biological process: regulation of centriole replication; metaphase chromosome alignment; mitotic spindle assembly. NCBI's taxonomy places the organism in Eukaryota, Metazoa, Chordata, Actinopteri, Istiophoriformes, Xiphiidae. Bases 179 to 2488 code for a protein of 769 amino acids. Gene Ontology annotation, cellular component: spindle; centrosome; centriole.